CGACCUUGGCCAUCAUUCUCAUUCUUCCCAGUAUGCCAUGCUGCCCUCUGCCAACCCCCACCCUUUUCAGAUGAAGUGGUAUGCACAGGCUUGUUGUCGUCGCUGUUAUUAUUUACCAGUUACUGUUAUUCACUGCCCAUGGGUAAAGCUCAGUGUUUUGAUUGUGUCAGCAAAUGGAGCUGUUUGCUCCUUCCCCUUUUGAGAGCUGGGCUCUUUCUGAUGAAGCCAGACGGCUUCUCGCCUGCUGCCCAAUGAGUCAUUCGGUGAGCUAAUAUUCCUCGGCAGUUGGGCCUCCCAGGGUGUGAGCGACACACAGUAUUCCCUAUUCCGUCCAGGUCACUGGAUUGGCAUCUGGGAGCGCCAGGAGCUGCCACAACAGGGUCCUCCCUACAGGCCUUGCCGCUAUUGAGGGUCCCUGGGGCCCAUGGGUCGAACAGAAUGACUGAGAACCUGAAGGCCUGCUUGGCUCAUACCCAGGCUUCCAUGGGGGAGAUGGUGACUGUGAAGACAGAGGUCUGCUCACCCCGACGGGACCAGGAGUAUGGUCAGCCCUGCUCCGGGAGGCCUGACCCUCCAUCCAUGGAAGUGGAACCCAAGAAACCGAAGGGGAAACGAGAGCUGAUCAUGACCAAGAGUUUCCAGCAAGUAGACUUCUGGUUCUGUGAGUCCUGCCAAGAAUACUUUGUCGAUGAAUGCCCCAACCAUGGCCCCCCGGUGUUUGUGUCCGACACACCUGUGCCCAUGGGCAUCCCUGACCGAGCAGCCCUCACCAUCCCACCUGGCAUGGAGGUGGUCAAGGAGGCCAGCGGGCAGAACGAUGUGCGCUGCAUGAAUGAAGUCAUCCCUAAGGGACACAUCUUCGGGCCGUACGAAGGGCAGAUCUCCACGCAGGAUAAAUCGGCCGGCUUCUUCUCUUGGUUGAUUGUUGACAAGAAUAACCAUUACAAGUCUAUUGAUGGGACGGAUGAAACCAAAGCCAACUGGAUGAGAUAUGUGAUCAUUUCACGUGAGGAGAGAGAGCAGAAUCUGAUGGCUUUCCAACACAGUGAGAAAAUCUACUUCCGCGUGUGCCGUGAUAUCCGACCUGGGGAGCGGUUACGAGUCUGGUACAGUGAGGAUUAUAUGAAACGCCUACACAGCAUGUCACAGGAAACAAUACAGCGCAACCUGACCAGAGGAGAUAAAAAGCUGCAGCGCGAGAAGCCUGAGAAGACCGUGGAUCACCAGGAGGACCUUCGAGGCCCUCUUCAGCUCACGGUCUUGAGGCAUGGCAAGAGCGCCUACAAGCGUGGCUUUGAUGAGGUGGAUGCCCACCCUCCGCCCAAGAAGAAAAAGAUUGACCUCAUCUUCAAGGAUGUUUUGGAAGCCUCCUUGGAAACAGCCAAGAUAGAGGCACGCCCUCUGGCCCCAGGCACCCCGCUCGUCCUCAGGAAAGCUCCCAAGUCUCACACAGAAGACACAUAUGAUCAGGGCGGGAUGGCUGUACCCCACGAGCCCCAAGACCUCUCCAGGAACCAGGGGGAGAAGGAGUGGAAGGCUCCCCAGGGGGCUUCCUAUGGUCCCUCCAAAGACACGGGCUCGCUGGAGGAUGAGGAGGAAGAGCCUUCAUUGUUCAAGGCAGACAGCCCGGCCGAGGCCUCCCUCGCAUCGGACCCUCAUGAGCUCCCCACCACCUCCUUCUGCCCUAACUGUAUCCGCCUCAAAAAGAAGAUACGGGAGCUUCAGGCAGAACUGGACAUGCUCAAGUCCGGGAAGCUGCCCGAGCCCCCUCUGCUGCCACCCCAGGUACCGGAGCUCCCCGAGUUUUCAGACCCCACAGCCUCAGAGAGCGCGGUCUCUGUCCCAACCAUGCUGGAAGACGAUGAUCAGGAGGUGGACUCGGCCGACGAGUCGGUCUCCAACGAGAUGAUCACAGCCACAGAUGAGCCUUCAAAGAUGUCCUUCGCCACGGGACGCCGCAUCCGGCGCUUCAAACAGGAGUGGCUGAAGAAGUUCUGGUUCCUAAGGUACUCCCCGACGCUCAACGAGAUGUGGUGCCACGUUUGCCGCCAGUACACGGUACAGUCUUCUCGGACCUCGGCCUUCAUCAUCGGCUCCAAACAGUUCAAGAUCCACACCAUCAAGCUCCACAGCCAAAGCAACCUUCAUAAGAAAUGCCUGCAGCUCUAUAAGCUCCGGAUGCACCCCGAAAAGACAGAGGAGAUGUGUCGGAACAUGACUCUGCUCUUCAAUACCGCCUAUCACUUGGCCCUGGAGGGCAGGCCUUACUUUGACUUCCGGCCCUUGGCAGAAUUGCUGAAGAAGUGUGAGCUCAAAGUGGUGGACCAAUACAUGAACGAAGGGGACUGCCAAAUUCUGAUUCACCACAUCGCCAGGGCUCUGCGGGAAGACCUGGUGGAGCGCAUCCGUCAAUCGCCGUUCCUUAGCAUCAUCCUCGACGGGCAGAGCGACGACGUCUUGGCCGACACCGUGGCCGUCUAUGUCCAGUACACCAGUAGCGAUGGGCCCCCUGCCACCGAAUUCCUAUCCUUACAGGAGCUGGGGUUCUCGACCACGGAUAGUUAUCUCCAGGCGUUAGACCGGGCGUUCUCUUCCUUGGGGAUCAGGCUGCAGGAUGAGAAGCCGACCAUCGGCUUGGGUGUGGAUGGGGCCAACAUCACGGCCAGUUUGCGAGCCAGCAUGUUUAUGACAAUCAGGAAGACUUUGCCCUGGCUCCUCUGCCUGCCCUUCAUGGUGCACCGGCCCCACCUGGAAAUCUUGGACGCUAUCAGCGGGAAGGAGCUCCCUUGCUUAGAGGAGCUGGAGAAUAACCUGAAACAGCUGCUGAGCUUCUACCGCUAUUCGCCUCGCCUGAUGUGUGAGCUCCGUUUGACGGCCUCUACCCUUUGCGAGGAGACAGAGUUCCUGGGAGAUAUCCGGGCCGUGAGGUGGAUCAUCGGGGAGCAAAACGUUCUCAAUGCACUCAUCAAGGACUACCUGGAAGUGGUCGCUCACCUCAAGGACGUGAGCGGGCAGACGCAACGCGCCGAUGCGUCCGCCAUCGCUCUGGCCCUACUCCAGUUCCUCAUGGACUACCAGUCGAUCAAGCUGAUUUACUUCUUGCUAGACGUGAUUGCCGUGCUCUCCCGCCUGGCCUACAUCUUCCAAGGCGAGUACCUCCUCGUGUCCCAGGUGGACGACAAGAUCGAGGAGGCCAUCCAGGAAAUCAGUCGGCUGGCCGACUCUCCCGGGGAGUAUCUGCAAGAGUUCGAGGAGAAUUUCCGAGAGAGCUUCAACGGCGUCGCCGUGAAGAACCUGCGCGUGGCCGAGGCCAAAUUCCAGUCCAUCCGGGAGAAGAUCUGCCAGAAAACCCAGGUGAUCUUGGCGCAGAGGUUUGACUCCCGCAGCCGGACCUUUGUGAAAGCCUGCCAGGUGUUUGACCUGGCGGCCUGGCCCAGGAGCACCGAGGAGCUCAUGAGCUACGGCAAAGAGGACCUGGUCCAGAUCUUCGAUCAUCUGGAAGCCAUCCCAUCCUUCUCCAGGGAGAUCUGCCGGGAAGGGAUGGACCCAAGGGGAAGCUUGUUGAUGGAGUGGCGGGAACUCAAGGCUGACUACUACACCAAAAAUGGUUUCAAAGACCUCAUCAGCCACAUCUGCAAGUACAAACAGAGGUUUCCCCUAUUGAAUAAGAUCAUCCAAAUCCUUAAGGUUCUCCCCACCUCGACAGCCUGCUGUGAGAAAGGCCGAGUGGCCCUCCAGCGAGUGCGGAAGAACAACCGCUCCCGCCUCACCUUGGAACAGCUCAGUGACCUUUUGACAAUUGCGGUAAACGGACCCCCCAUUGCCAACUUUGAUGCCAAGAGGGCACUGGAUAGCUGGUUCGAGGAAAAGUCUGGCAAUAGUUACACACUGUCUGCUGAAGUCCUCAGUCGUAUGUCUGCCCUGGACCAGAAGCCAAUGCUUCCAAGCAUGGACCACGGGUCAGAGUUUUACUCAGACCUUUAGGGAGUCGUUGCCUCAGAUUUUACCAAGCUGUUGAAUAAUUUUUUAAAGAAAAAUAUCUAUACUCCUAAGCUUUGAUAUAUUCUAUAAAUAUAUAUAUAUUAUAUAUAUAUAAACCCACACUGAAAAUUUUUUUAAAAUUAAGGGGACAUGCAUCUGACUGAAGCUACUUGGAGUUUUCAGAAUGGGAUGAUGUCGAACACUUUCCUCUUAUCUACAAAACUUGGCAGCUGCAAUAUUCAUGGCAAUUCACUCUUACUCAUCAUGGCCCACGCUGGGGGCCGCUGGGGUUCCAAUCUAACAAUCAACCAACAGUAUAAGCUAAAUUGACGGGUCUCUGUCAACCACCUCUCUGGUAGCUCACCUCAUGUAUGUUCUCGUUUGGGGCUUGGGGUUUUUGUUUGUUUGUUUUUUGGUCCCUCUGGUUGGUCAGAGGGGUUGUUGUUUAUUUGUCUGUACGUUUGUUUGGGGGAAAGGUGGCUUUGUUCACUGGUUCUGGUCCAGUUGGAGUCGGGUUUCUUAUUUCUGAUGGCAAGUUAUAAAUUGGAGGGUUUUCUUCCUUCUCCCUCCAUUUACUUCAAUUUGGGAAUCCACUUCCUGAUUUGAUUUUUCUCACUGUCUUAGAAGCAGAAGUGUCAUCCAUUCUCUGCUCCCCAGUUCCUGCUGAUGGGAAGGGGAGGAAAGUCAAUCCGUUCAUCUCCCAUUGCUCCUCCCUUGGUCUCCACCCAGGGACCCCUCAAUACAUGAUCUAGUAAUGGCUAUAGAUGAUGGGUUUGAACCAGGUGGAAGAGAGGGUAGACUCUUUGCAUCUCUGUUAUGGUGUCAUAGGGGAUAAGACAGUAAUGCUUCUCUCAGUCCCAGGGCCCUUGGGAACAGUCAGCAAGCCUUCAAAUCCAGACCCAAAAUGAGGCAAAGAUUUGGGGCUGAAAAUAAGAAAAUGACAACAACAAAAAGAUAUUCUAAUUAUUUAUAUUCUAUAGUUGUAGAUUGUUGCGUUGGGGGGUGGGAUGGUGUUGUUAUUAUUAUUAUUUUGUAAUAUAGUCACAGAAUACCUGCUCUUAUUCAAUAGCAGGAGCUAUCAAUGCAAGGUGAGUCCUGGGUUAGUCAUAUCAGGGACUUCCCAGAGGUUCACUCCUUCUCUCGUGACCAAGGUGAUCACGCAGUCAGUCCACAGCCUGGCAGGAAGCUGGAUGCUUUGUCUAUCCCUGUGAAAUCUUUUUUUCUUUGAAGGGUAAAAACGUCCUAAAGGGAAUGGAAAAAAAGCAAAAAGUGGGACAGGCCUCUCAGUGAAUUAGCCUACACACAGCCGCACUUAUAUGGUCACACAUACGCACUUUCAUAAUGCACAUACCCGGGCAUGCAAACAUGCACAUGGUCACGUAUAUGGUUCCGCGCUUGGACGAGGGUCCAAGCAAAGUAUACCUGGAUGCAUACAAAUGCAUAGUUAUACACACGAACACACACACACACACACACACACACACACACACACCAGACACACUGAUAAAUGAAAAUGUCAUAAACUUUAGAAAUAGCCACUUACCUGCCCUCUAAGACAAGUACCAAUUUAGACCAGGGAAGUCUAAAUUAGGGCUAUUUCGUUCAUUUGCUACCACUGUACCUCCUAAGGGAGUCAAAAAUAACCGUGUGGGCUGAUAAACUUUUGUACUUAUUUAUAAGGAUGACAUAUAUGUGUAUUUAAAUCAAAAUCUAAUUCCCUCUACUCUGGACACUGGUCCAUUUUGUUGGGUGGGGUGGGAACCAAUCACAUUUCACACACCUCAUCAUAGGCAGCAGAAUGGGUCAGCUGGGGAACAGCGUGGUCGGGACACCAGCAUCCCCAGCCCGGCUUGUUGAGAAACACCAGGGCUGGGAAGGUUUCCUUUUCACCUUCUCCUCUCUCAGAGGACCUGGUCCCAGAACAGAAGCUGACCAUCUAGAACCCGUAGUGUAGACGUCAUCAACACUGAACCUUUUACACUUUCCCUUCCCUGUCCUUUACUCUCUCCUGUUCCCACCCCCAUCCCUCAUCCCCCUUGGUCUUGGUGCUAAGAGAACUCGAGAACCAUUGCUGCUAGUCGAUAGCUUUUCAUUAUAUAAAUAUAUUAUAUAUUAUAUUAUAUAUAUAUUAUUUUUGAAACUUUAUUUGUUUGUUUGUUUUCAACAGUGAUGUAGCAUGUUGUCAAAAUCCAGUCUCUCCCACUUACUUGUUCCACUGCCGGGCCUCCUAAGCUGCCUUCUACAAUGAAACAAAGCAACCCUGCCUGGCUCUCACUCAGCAUUCCCCCCCCCCCCCCCCCCCCCCGCC
Messenger RNA from Dromiciops gliroides (monito del monte), 6289 nucleotides. It is a transcript of the gene PRDM11, whose product is annotated as PR/SET domain 11. Gene Ontology annotation, cellular component: nucleus. Gene Ontology annotation, molecular function: RNA polymerase II cis-regulatory region sequence-specific DNA binding; protein binding; DNA-binding transcription factor activity, RNA polymerase II-specific. The record is from RefSeq and is a predicted model, not a curated record. NCBI's taxonomy places the organism in Eukaryota, Metazoa, Chordata, Mammalia, Microbiotheria, Microbiotheriidae. Bases 439 to 3984 code for a protein of 1181 amino acids. Gene Ontology annotation, biological process: regulation of transcription by RNA polymerase II. The transcript has 8 exons.